Molecule: messenger RNA, 195 nt
Organism: Clunio marinus
Lineage: Eukaryota; Metazoa; Arthropoda; Insecta; Diptera; Chironomidae
Source: the annotation of a GenBank genome assembly
AUGACACUUCAUUGGGGAGAAGGAACACUAACUAAAGCACAAAAGCACCGGCUGGCCUUGAGAUAUCUACAUUUGAGUUUCUCAUGGAAUAAACCAAAUUCCGUUAGCAAUCAAACGAUUGCCAUGAAAUUAUGGUUGUACGAGCAAUUGACGUGGUUUAAAAAAUCAACAAAAACGAAUCAUCAUAAAGUGUGA